Messenger RNA from Agelaius phoeniceus (red-winged blackbird), 500 nucleotides. RefSeq names its product cathelicidin antimicrobial peptide (gene CAMP). Gene Ontology annotation, biological process: defense response to Gram-negative bacterium; antimicrobial humoral immune response mediated by antimicrobial peptide; innate immune response. Lineage: Eukaryota; Metazoa; Chordata; Aves; Passeriformes; Icteridae. The record is from RefSeq and is a predicted model, not a curated record. Gene Ontology annotation, molecular function: lipopolysaccharide binding. Gene Ontology annotation, cellular component: extracellular region.
AUGCCGAGCCCGUGGGUGCUGGUGCUGGCGGUGCUGGGGGGGGCCUGCGCCCUCCCCGCCCCGGCGCCCCUCUCCUACACCGAGGCGCUGGCGCAGGCCGUGGAUUCCUACAACCGGCAGCCCGAGGUGCAGAACGCCUUCAGGCUGCUCAGCGCGGAGCCCGAGCCCGGCCCGGGCGUGGAGCUGAGCUCUCUGCGGAGAUUCAACUUCAGCAUGAUGGAGACGGAGUGCGCCGCCAGCGCCCGCACCAACACCGACGACUGCGACUUCAAGGAGAAUGGGGCCAUCAAGGAGUGCUCGGGGCCGGUGCAGUUCCGGCAGGACUCGCCCGAGAUCGACCUGAGCUGCUUCGACGCCUCCUCCGACCCGGUUCUGAUCCAGCGCGGCCGCUUCGGGCGCUUCCUGAGGAAGGUUCGGCGCUUCCGACCCCGGAUCAAGUAUGAACUCCACCUGAAGGGCUCCGUGGGGCUGGGCUGAGCAAUAAUAAAGGAGCCACCGGG